Jatropha curcas is the source of this 2606-nucleotide messenger RNA. RefSeq names its product exocyst subunit exo70 family protein E2 (gene EXO70E2). The record is from RefSeq and is a predicted model, not a curated record. Lineage: Eukaryota; Viridiplantae; Streptophyta; Magnoliopsida; Malpighiales; Euphorbiaceae. Gene Ontology annotation, biological process: exocytosis. Gene Ontology annotation, cellular component: exocyst. Gene Ontology annotation, molecular function: phosphatidylinositol-4,5-bisphosphate binding.
UCAAAAGUCAGAAGCCACGAGCCACGACCUUGACUAUAACACUUUUAAAAUUUUACUAGUUUAAUAUGGAAAGCUCAGAGGCCCAUUACUUUGUGUUAGAGAACCGUACAAUAUCAUUGUCAUAGAAAUUGCAGAGAAGAGAACCAGCUCCUUCGACAUUUUUUUUUUAUUCCAAACUUUUAGAUUUUAAUUCCUCUUCCUUGCCCUGAAUUUGAUUUUUCACCCUCUGUGAAGAAACAUCACCUGCUGAAGAAAAAAGAAAAAAAAUUCUUGUCCAGUAUUUAGUGAUUAGUUCAUGGCAGAGGGCAUGGUGGGAUCAAAGAGGAAGAAACAAUAAAGAUUUGGUAAUACUUACUGCAAGAUUCUGAGUUCAUAUGACAAGGAAAUGACGGGGGUGCUGGAUAUUAUUUGAGGGUUAUUCAAGAUUUACAUUGUUUGGAUCAUUUCACCUGUGCCGCCUACCUUCUCCGGUGAUGCUCGAAAGCGACUGUCAAUCUAGCAUGCCAACUUAUGAAGCAGAACAACAUAUCGUUGCUGCAACUCAGCAUAUCCUGAAGGCGUUAGGAGCUAGCAAGAACUUGAAUGAUGAUAUUAGAAGAGCACUUGAGCAGCUUGACUCCCAUUUGUCCACGAUGACUAUAAUAACCGAAAAGGGAGGAGGGUUUUAUGAAAUUGAGGAACAGUUGAAAUGUGCUGAGCAAAAGAUAAUGCGUUGGGAGUCAAAUCCAUCUCUAAUAUGGGGCUCAGGCUCCUUGGAAGCCGCUGAAUAUUUGCAAGCUGUAAAUGAUAUUUUAAUGGUGAAAGAAAGUUUAGGAGGUUUGUCCUCAAGCGAAAAUGGGAAGCUAAGGGAGAUUGGUUUACAAGCUCAGCGUGCACUGCAGAGAGCAAUGUCAAGACUUGAGAAAGAGCUGUAUCACAUUCUUGUUCAGAAUAAGCAAGAGUUUAGGCCACAGUAUGUUUCAUUCCGUUCGCGCGCAGAGGAUGUUGUUUAUGACGAGUCAUUUUCUUCCGUGGAAGAUGAAGUAGUUGAGGUAACAUCCCAGAGAAGUAGGAAUGAAGAAUCUGUUGAAUGUGCUCAAGAUUUGGUUGAUCCGCGUGUAAUUCCUGACAUCAAAUCCAUUGCAAAUGUAAUGUCUGCGUCUAAUUACAUUCAAGAAUUUUCCGAGGCUUUCAUUGAUGUACGGAGAGAAGCACUGUAUGAAUACUUGUCGAUUCUUGAAAUAAAGAAACUCAGUAUUGAGGAUGUUUUGAAUCUGGAAUGGGAUAGUUUAAACAGUGAGAUAAAAAAAUGGAUGUGGGCUACGAAGAUCAUCAUUAGAGCAUAUCUUACCAGCGAGAAACGACUUUGUGACCAGAUACUGGGGGAUUUUGGUUCUGUCAAUUCAUUUUGCUUUAUUGAAAUCUCAAAGGCUUCAAUUUUGUACCUUUUGAAUUUUGGCCAUGCCGUGGCAAUGGGACCUCGCGAGCCAGAGAAGUUAUCUCUCCUGCUUGACAUGUAUGAAGUUAUGGCCAGUCUUCAUCUAGAAAUAGAUGGUUUAUUCUCAGAAGAUGAUGGUUCUUUUAUUAGAAUCGAGUUCCAUGAGCUUUUGAGGAGACUAGGUGAUUGUGCAAGGGAGACAUUUAUGAAAUUUGAGUAUGCCAUUGCAUCCAAUGCAUCAACACAAUCUGUCCCUGGAGGGGGAAUUCAUCCCCUGACAAAGUAUGUCAUGAAUUACAUGAAGCUUCUCACAGAUUAUUGUGACACUAUAAAUUUUCUUUUCAAGUACCAAAAUGUUGAUGAAGCAAAUCCUGUGGUUGAGAUUGAUAAUGGACAGGACAUUCCUUCUUCCACUUGUUGUCCGAUGGCUUACCACCUUCGGUCAAUUACAUCCACUCUAGAAUCCAACCUUAUUGAGAAAUCCAAAUUAUACAAGGAUGAUUCUCUGCAGCAUAUUUUUUUGAUUAACAACAUCUAUUACAUGGUCAAGAAAGUCAAGGACUCUGACCUCAGGUUUUUCUUUGGAGAUGAAUGGAUUCGGAAACAUAAUGGAAAAUUCCAACAACAUGCAACCUGCUACGUGAGGGCCGCUUGGAGUUCAGUUGUCUCUAUGCUUAGAGAUGAUGGAAAGACAACUCUUAAGGAAAGGUGCAGAAGAUUCAGUAAUGCUUUUGAGGAAGUAUACAAAAACCAGACACGCUGGUCCGUUCCAGAUCUUCAGCUUCGGGACGAUCUGCAAAUUUCAACUUCACAGAAAGUAAUCCCUGCUUAUCAAAAUUUUCUCGGUAUUAACAACAGCAAUGUUGAUGACAGGUAUGUUAAGUACACUACAGAUCAGGUAGCUGAACUGCUCUUGCAUCUUUUUGCUGGACCACCAAGAUCACUGCGAAAUUCACGCAGGAAGUGAAUCCUCAGACGCUAUUGAGUUUCAGAAUUUUUUUUAAUGCCUCAUUACUUCGGUCUCCUAAUUGUGGAAUAUCGUGAUAGAUGUAUAUUACCAGUAACAUAUAUUGGCCUGUUAUAAAACUUCUGAAUUGAAAUUUGAUUGUAGACUUGUUCCAUGUACAAAUUUCUUAUAUUCUGCAUGUAUAUUACAACUUUCCUGUUGCUGCAUUGCUCAUAUAGACAA